Tremella mesenterica DSM 1558 is the source of this 2333-nucleotide messenger RNA. RefSeq lists its product as uncharacterized. The record is from RefSeq and is a predicted model, not a curated record. Gene Ontology annotation, molecular function: RNA binding. Lineage: Eukaryota; Fungi; Basidiomycota; Tremellomycetes; Tremellales; Tremellaceae. Gene Ontology annotation, cellular component: ribonucleoprotein complex. Bases 145 to 2145 code for a protein of 666 amino acids. The transcript has 5 exons.
UUUUUUUCAAAAAACUUUUUGACGUCGAAAGGAAAAGAGAGCAUAGUCGUAGCUUCAGAAAACCCACGUAAACGCACUUCAGUCAACUUUUACUACGUGGACGAUCCCAAACGACCUCAGUAUCAUCCCAAAAAUCCUAACAAAAUGGCAGCUACUCCUGAACAGACCCCUCCCUCUUCUCAAAUGACUACCGCUCCGCCUUCCAACGUCGGUGCCAUCUCGCCACCUUCUUCCACCCAGGCAGGUCCAGGUGGCACGGGCGCGUCUCUCUAUGUCGGAGAGCUCGACCCUAGUGUCACUGAAGCCAUGUUGUUUGAAAUAUUCAAUAUCAUCGGUCCCGUCGCGUCAAUUCGCGUUUGUCGUGAUGCCGUAACGCGUCGUUCUCUCGGUUACGCCUAUGUGAACUAUCUCAAUGCCGCCGAUGGUGAACGUGCACUUGAACACCUCAACUAUUCCGCCAUCAAAGGUCGUCCAUGCCGUAUCAUGUGGUCUCAACGUGAUCCCGCUCUUCGUAAAACUGGUCAAGGAAACAUUUUCAUCAAGAACCUCGAUGAAUCGAUCGACAACAAAGCUCUUCAUGACACAUUCGCCGCUUUUGGUGAAAUCCUCUCUUGCAAAGUCGGUGUGGACGAGGAUGGAAAAUCUCGUGGUUUCGCUUUUGUACACUACCAAACUGGCGAAGCCGCUGAUGCAGCUAUCAAAGGUGUUGACGGUAUGAUGCUCAACGACAAAAAAGUAUUUGUCGGUCAUCACAUCGGUAAGAAAGAACGUCAGAGUAAAGCCGAAGAACAACGUGCUCAUUUCACCAAUGUCUUUGUCAAGAACGUCGACCUUUCCGUUACCGAAAAAGAAUUUGAAGAUCUCGUCAGCAAGUUCGGUGAGACCGUUUCUAUUGCGUUGUCUUUGGAUGAAGAAGGUAAAAGCAAGGGGUUCGGAUUUGUCAAUUACGUUUCUCAUGAAGCUGCAGAGAAAGCUGUUGACGAGCUCAACGACAAAGAGGUCAAUGGUCAGAAGCUUUGGGCGGGAAGGGCGCAAAAGAGGGUGGAGCGUGACACCGAGCUUCGAAAGACUAUCGAGGAGAAGAGGCAGGAGUUUGAUGCCAAGAGCGCUGGUGUUAAUCUUUACGUUAAGAAUCUUGAUGAUGAAUGGGAUGACGACCGUCUCCGCGCCGAAUUUGAUUCUUUCGGUACCAUCACCUCUUGUAAAGUCAUGAAAGACGAACGUGGUGUCUCUCGAAACUUCGGUUUCGUCUGUUAUUCUUCCCCUGAAGAAGCCACCAAGGCCGUCUCUGAGAUGAAUGGCAAGAUGAUCGGUAGCAAACCUCUUUACGUCGCUCUCGCUCAACGCCGAGAAGCCCGUCGUCAAGCUCUCGAAUCUCAGAUCGCGCAACGUACCAACCAAAGGGUCCCGUACGCUCCUGGUGGAAUGCCCCAGGGAUACAUGAAUCAACCGAUGUACGGUUAUCCUCCCAUGCCAGGAUAUGGCCAACCGGGCAUGAUGCCCAUGCGUCCUAUGAUGGGUUACAACCCUCAGAUGAUGCAACAGCGUCCCAGAUACCCUCCGGCCCCGAUGAAUCAACCUGGUAUGGGUAUGCCUCCCAUGCCAUACGGUAUGCCACCUCAACAGAUGCCUUACGCUAUUCCACCCAACUACCCCGUCCGUCCCGGUCCCGGAGGUAUCUCUGCCAGACCCCCUACUUCCGCUCCCGCUCCCGCACAGGGAAGGAUCAACGGUGGUCCUUCGCCCGUCGGCUACAGCUCUGGUCUGCCGGGGUCGAUGCCUCGUCAGAUGCCCAUGGCCAGACCUGGAUACGAUCAAGUUCAGCCUCAGCAGAACAAGCUCAGCGCUCAGGCUUUGGCGAGGGCUCCUUUGGCGGAACAGAAGCAGAUGUUGGGUGAGGCGUUGUACCCGCUUAUUGGAGCAACCCAGCCCGAACUCGCUGGUAAGAUUACCGGUAUGUUACUCGAGAUGGACAAUUCUGAGCUGCUUCAUCUGAUCGAAUCCCCUCCGGCGCUAUUGGAAAAGGUAGAUGAAGCUCUCAAGGUGCUCGAGGAAUGGGGCAAAGAGGGUGGACAUGCGGACGGCGACGUUCAAGAGGUCACUGUUGGUGGGACGGAUGGAGAGGCCGAGGUAAAGAAGGAGUAGAGUGUCGAUUUGUUUGACACUCGCGUUCUCUUAGUCUCUGGAAGUGUGGUGUGGUAGGGAAUGUUGGGAGGGAACGAGUAAGCGAGUCGUGACCACUCAGAGACGAGACACCUUGGGGAUACCAAACGAAGAGUGGAGUGAAGUGAAGUUGUGUAUACGUGGGCGAAGCUAUGCACUAUGUCUCUCUA